Paracoccidioides lutzii Pb01 is the source of this 306-nucleotide messenger RNA. RefSeq lists its product as hypothetical. The record is from RefSeq and is a predicted model, not a curated record. Bases 1 to 306 code for a protein of 101 amino acids. The transcript is spliced from 2 exons.
AUGCCUAUCCCAUUGCCUACACCUGGUGCAAACAGCACAAUUAUGAUGACUGCUGCGGAUCUGCUUGCAUUCUGCCAACAGAUGAUGAUGGCCGCACGGCAGGAUUCUCCCAACAACAACAGUGGUACCCCUCUAGAUGACUUGAGGCAGGAGGUCCGUGAAUACCUGAAGGAGGUUAAGGUGUCAUUAGAUACAAAAUCUGUGACUACAUUCAAUGAAUCCAACUACCAGGCUACACAGUGCCUUAAGAUGGGACGUCCGUGGAAAAGGAGAAGUGGACAGUCUGUACAAAAGCCUUAUGCAUAG